CCGUAUUAGCAUCUUAAGACAUACGAAAAUAAGAACCGACUAAUAUGAAUACCGGCGAAAGAUUGCAAAUUUAAGAUUAGAUUUCGAUUAAUCGGAUAACAUCAAUUUUAAUCUUUUGUUUUGAUUAAUUAAUUGUAAUUUGUAAUUUGCAAUCUUCGAUUUUCUAUCUAUAACGAACUUAUUUCAAAAUUGGACAAAAUGCAGCAACACCUGCGAGCGCUAUUUUUGAACGCCUUUAGGAACGCAGCUCUGUUUUUCGUUACGACAUAUGUAUUUUAUUUUCAGAAAGUUGACAGCUUUGUUCGCAAUUCGCAAUACGAAUCGAAGUAAACAAAUGUUAGGUUAAUCUCGUACUUGCCGUAUAUAGACGUGUUUGUUUGCGUGCAAUACUGUUAAUUUGAAUUAUCUACAUAAUCAUUCCUUCGACGUGAUAACAGUCAAUUUGAAGCUUUUUUUAAGAGACGAUUGUAAUAAAACUAGCGCGAACGAGGUAAAGAGAAUUUUAAUCGAUGCAAAAUGCAAGCAGAGGUAAAUGGCAUAUUGGAAGAGUCGCUGCAAAAGGCCAGAGAAUACGACAGGAAUGGAAAUGUUGGAAAAGCUUUUGCAUAUUACAUUAUCUUUGCGGAACUAUCUGCAAGGAGAUCGGAGAUUGAAGAAACGUUUACAGAUGUGCUGUGCGAAUGGGGAAUGCAGUUAGCGAAAGAAAACAAAUUUUCAGACAUUGUAAAUUGCUACAAAGUUUCCUUGAGUAUUUACCCAAAUAACCCUCGUAUGCUAAAUAAUUUUGCGGCGCACUUGUUAAGGAAUAACGAUCCCAUAAGGGCGAUAGAAUAUUUAAAAAGAGCUUUGAAAGUUGAUGUUAACUUUCUACCGGCAGAGCGAAACUUGCAAAAUGCGUAUAGUAUGGCGGUGGACAGGUGGCAUUUCACGAUGCUAAAUGACAAGCAGAGAAACAAUGCUUUUGAGAAGGCCAUACGUAAGAGAGUCAGUCAGGGAUAUGAUACGGUAUUGGACGUAGGGACUGGUACGGGUCUUUUGAGUCUGUACGCAAAAGAUGCUGGAGCAACGAAAGUUUACGCAUGCGAAUGCUCUGAAGCGAUGAUGCUGAUUGCGAAGGAAGUGUUUGAAUCUAAUAAUGCGACUGAUAUAAAAUUAAUACCAAAACUAUCAUUCGAUCUUAAAGUACCUGCAGAUAUUCCAGAAAGAGUAAAAUUAAUAGUGACUGAAACGUUUGACGCUGGCUUAUUUGGAGAGCUUGUAAUACCGUCUAUGAUUAACGUGCACAUGAACAUUUUAGAUUUAAAUGGCAUGGUAAUACCUAUGGGCGCGACGGUUUACACAGCAGCCAUUGAAUGUGAAUACAUUAGAUACAGAUCGUCGGUGGUUUUUGACAAAGUAAAAUAUCACUGUCCUUUAAACUUUGACAACGUGUCUAUACUGUCAGACGACGAAUAUUACGAUACGGAAAACCUGGAAAAAGUUCAAAUUAAUUACGUCACAGAGCCACACGUGCUCUUUAAUGUAAACUUUAACAAUUUGCUAGAAUUGUACGAAUUCUGCAAGGAUGGGAUAAAGCAGAUGCUACAAACAAAAUGUAGAUACGACGGUAUCAUAGACGGUUUAGUCACUUGGUUCAAGCUACAUCUUGACGAGGAGAUCAUGUUGGAUUCCUCGGAUGGAAAAUCUUGUUGGCAAUUUGCUGUUUUCCCGACGAUGCCGACCGUAUGUCGCGAAGGUGACGUCUUGACGAUAAAAGCGGAAACCUUGAAGGGCAAACUAAAAUGUUCUUAUAGCGCGGGUAAUGCGCGAUUCAAUGAGAAUUGUACAACUUUGUAUCAUUUGCCAAAAGAAGUCAUUGCCUUCCUAAAUGACUUCGAUUACGUCAAACUGCUCACAGAAAUUGGUAGAUCUCAAGAGAAUAGAAAAAUGAAAUAUAUUUUGGAUACUUCGCCUUUUCCAAUCUACGGAUUGACUCGUUUAAAGGAAUGUAAAGAUAGCGAAAUUUUAUAUUACAAAACUGACAAUCCAACGCUACGUGUUCUGAUUGAACAAAUAGCCCGUGAUAGCGGACUGCAAGGGAAAGUGCAGAUGAUAUCAAACUAUGAGGAAAUUCCAUGUUUUCUAGAUUCCAUAUUUAUUCAUAACUUUGAUAUUAAAGGUGAAUUGAAAGAUGAUCAAGAUAGUUAUGAAAUUUCCAGGAACUUACUUAAAACGAACGGCGUGUUAUUGCCGGAAAAGAUUUUCCUUAUGGGACAAUUAGUGUACUCGGAAGAUUUACCCAAUAUGGUUUAUGUACAAGAUGCAAAUCUUCAAAGAUCAUGUUCAUUCGGUACCUCCAUUGAUACGAGCUCGGACAGCGAGGAUGAUCUGCAUGUGCGGGAUAAUAUAGCCAAUAAUAAAAGUACAAAUUACAUAAUCGCUGAAUACAUAAACAAAUAUAAGAUCAACCAAAUAUUCGAUUUGAAUUCGAGUUUAUAUUCAUGUGAGAUUAUGUCUGAGACGCAAAUACUGGCAGAAAUAAAUGAAACCGAGACUACCGAAACAAUCGUAAAUUUUGGCGAAAUAAGUAACAAAGGAAAAAUUUUGCCAAAUGCCUUAAUAUGUUGGUACAAGGUUCAGCUCAGUCCAUAUCACGUACAUGAUACAAAGAAGAAUGAUUCUUUCAUGAAUCAUACGGCAAUCGUCCUCGAAGAUAAACUGAGAGAUAUUAUUCUGAGAGAUAAAGAAGUAAAAAUUAAAGUCCACCAAAUGAAAGGUUUAGUGAAAAUUACAAUACUUAAUUUGUAAAAAUUUACAAGAAUAAACUAUUUUACAAUUUUAUACAAAUUU
Molecule: messenger RNA, 2829 nt
Organism: Temnothorax curvispinosus
Lineage: Eukaryota; Metazoa; Arthropoda; Insecta; Hymenoptera; Formicidae
Product: protein arginine N-methyltransferase 9-like
Exons: 7
Coding region: 517-2787 (756 amino acids)
Biological process (GO): peptidyl-arginine methylation
Molecular function (GO): protein-arginine omega-N monomethyltransferase activity; protein binding
Source: RefSeq, a predicted model, not a curated record